UUACCCUGGUACUCUAAUUAGUUUGAGUGAAGUGUGCUAUGGAGUCCUAUGAACAACACAACGAAGUUUCCACUUCUUACAACAAUAAUAAUCUCAAACAUAACUACAAUGAUUACAAGGAGUUCUGUGAUUACGUUGAUGACGAUAAAAAGGAUUUCGGUAACUUGUACGCUGAGAAGAACUUCAGGAAAGAAGAAAGUCAACAUAUAGGCACGCCCUUUUCAGUUAAAGAUAUAUUAAAUAUCAACCAGCCGAAUUAUAGCUACGAUAUAUGGAAACCGAACGAAAGGGAGCGAAGGCUUGACUGCGAAGUUUAUCCUCACCAAACUCAGAAUUACUGCCCUGAGUACUUCAGCCAGUCGUAUCCAAACAUUCCUGUGCACAGUAAUGUAGAUUACUGGACUCCAGAGAUGUACCACGAGCAUAAAAUUGAAGAAUAUUAUAACUACAAUCCGUAUUGUCAUAACCUCUAUCACCAAAACUAUGAACACUAUGCUACUGAAGUUAUCCAUCAUCCUGUGGAAGUGUCAGUGCCCAAGGAGACCAUGGAUGUUGACGUGGUUCAUACAAGUGCUACACCAGCGAUGCCCACUGUUGGGCAAGAAAAAACAGUAAGCAACAUAAGGUUUGCUGACUCAGAGCCGUUUGAAAAGUCGCCUGUUUCAAGGAAAAUUACGAAAACACCAACGUUCACAAAGUCAGAGAAGAAAGACAAGAACGCAAAGCGGAAGCCACGGAUACUCUUCUCCCAGAGCCAAGUGCACGCUUUGGAGAUCAGAUUCAGAGCACAGAAGUACCUCACGGCUCCAGAGAGAGAACAGCUAGCACAGACACUAAACUUAUCACCGACGCAAGUAAAAAUAUGGUUCCAAAACAGAAGGUACAAGAGCAAACGAAUGAAGAGCCCUGAAGUCUCAACUUCAACCGACGCGAAGCCAUCGAAAAUUGGCAGAAAACUUUACAAACCCGAAAGUAAAGAAUCGACGGUAUCAGAAUAUAUACCUUAUAGACCUAUUAGGGAAUCUGAAAGUGAUCCUUUAUCGUCGACCAUGUUUUUCGAUGAUAGUUUGAACUAUAAUAGCGAACUGACUGAAAAGAUGUAUGGUGAAAAGUUAGUACAAGAUGGUAUACCUACGACUUCAAAUAUAAUGUACAGCACAAAUCCGAAUGAAUCGAAAACCUUCUAUGAAGAAGUCGAAGAUAAAAAGUAUUUUCCGUUAAAUUAUGUUUGUUGAUACCUUUACGAAUUGUUUGGUUAAGUUAUUGUCAGGAAACUUAGGUUUAAUUCUCUCUAGUUCCUAGAAGCGUCUGAAAGUGUCUUUACUUAAACUUGUA
Molecule: messenger RNA, 1335 nt
Organism: Pectinophora gossypiella (pink bollworm)
Lineage: Eukaryota; Metazoa; Arthropoda; Insecta; Lepidoptera; Gelechiidae
Product: homeobox protein Hox-A1-like
Exons: 2
Coding region: 39-1235 (398 amino acids)
Biological process (GO): regulation of transcription by RNA polymerase II; cell differentiation
Cellular component (GO): nucleus
Molecular function (GO): RNA polymerase II cis-regulatory region sequence-specific DNA binding; DNA-binding transcription factor activity, RNA polymerase II-specific
Source: RefSeq, a predicted model, not a curated record